Messenger RNA from Esox lucius (northern pike), 2223 nucleotides. It is a transcript of the gene rab14l, whose product is annotated as RAB14, member RAS oncogene family, like. The transcript is spliced from 8 exons. Gene Ontology annotation, molecular function: GTP binding; GTPase activity. Gene Ontology annotation, cellular component: recycling endosome; trans-Golgi network; Golgi apparatus. The record is from RefSeq and is a predicted model, not a curated record. NCBI's taxonomy places the organism in Eukaryota, Metazoa, Chordata, Actinopteri, Esociformes, Esocidae. Gene Ontology annotation, biological process: phagosome maturation; Golgi to endosome transport; endocytic recycling. The coding region runs from base 321 to 968 and encodes 215 amino acids.
ACGUCAUCAAGGGUGACCAAAGCAUCUCUGCACCAACCACUACAGUCAAUUUCAGCGCACACAAAACGGAAUCGGUUAAAUAUAAUUCUCCUUUCAGUUAAUUUAAUGCAUAAGGGUUUUAACUGUAUUCACUUUGUUGCGCAUUUCAAGUCAGUGAAAACACCGCAAGUCGUAUCAUAUGAGCGUUGCCCUUUGUCCCAGCCCAUUGUAUACAACAGAGGAAACCCUGUGCGGUGCAAGCAGCCAUCUUGGAUAUAGGCAGUCAAGGCAGGUCCCUUCUGAAGAGCUCAAGACAUAAAACAGACAAUUCCAGAGCCACGAUGGCCACGGCACCGUACAACUAUUCCUACAUUUUCAAAUACAUCAUUAUAGGGGAUAUGGGGGUAGGGAAGUCAUGUUUGCUUCACCAGUUCACAGAGAAGAAAUUCAUGGCAGACUGCCCCCACACGAUCGGCGUGGAGUUUGGCACUCGGAUAAUCGAGGUGAGCGGCCAGAAGAUCAAGCUGCAGAUCUGGGACACGGCAGGCCAGGAGCGCUUCAGGGCCGUCACACGCAGCUACUACAGGGGAGCCGCGGGGGCACUGAUGGUCUAUGACAUCACCAGGAGAAGCACAUACAACCACCUCAGUAGCUGGCUGACUGAUGCCAGAAACCUCACCAACCCCAAUACUGUCAUCAUCCUCAUAGGAAACAAAGCAGACCUGGAAGCCCAGAGGGAUGUCACAUAUGAGGAGGCCAAACAGUUUGCUGAGGAGAACGGUCUCUUAUUCCUGGAAGCCAGUGCAAAAACGGGUGAGAACGUGGAGGACGCCUUCCUGGAGGCGGCCAAGAAGAUUUACCAGAACAUCCAGGACGGCAGUCUGGACCUGAAUGCUGCGGAGUCGGGCGUCCAGCACAAGCCCUCCGCUCCCCAGGGAGGCCGGCUAACCAGCGAACCACAGCCCCAGAGGGAAGGCUGUGGCUGCUAAUAACCAACGCCUCUGUCCUCCUCCACCCCCAAUUUCUGUCUCUCUGCCUCUCUCCCCAUCCUCCCUCCAUCAACCCUGCCCCAGCCCCCUCCACUAGGGCUGCAUGAGUGUGGGGCAUGGGUGGAGGGAGGGAACGAGAGAUGGGCUGGCUGGACUGGGUCGUGUUAUAGUGUCUACAUCCUUCGGCCUCCUGUUUGUCUGUUUAUUAUUUUAUUUUUUUCUCGUUUUCAUUUCAGGCCUCCUCUUCCUCAUUUUCACAUUGUCUUCUUCUGACUCGUUCCCUCUCCUUCUCUUCAUCUCUUCCUCCUCCUCCUGCACCAUUUAGUCCAGCAAACUUUGGGAUCACACACAUUGACAUAUAAAGACAUGGGCUACUGAAACAUACGGCCGAUGUUCGUAACAAAACCAGAAUAAAUGCUUUUUUAACGUUUCCUUUUUAUAGCUUCUACUAAAUAAACACCCGUCAAGUUUCAUCCAAAGUCGAUAACCCUCACUGAGGUUGCACUGUCGAGACCCCCACCCCACCGCUCCUGCAUGGUUUCCUGAUCUAGGACUAUUUUAAUUGAAUUACAUUUGUAUGAUCCUAGUUGUUCCUUGAUGGUUUGAGCUCUUCCACUCGAGGAGGUUAGUGGAAACCCUAACGUCUGCUCUAGUUCCUGGUUCUUAACAGUGUCAUGGCAGGUGUGUGGCUUGGUCCCGUGGCCUGCUCUAUAACAGGUUUCCAUGCUCUACCUAAAGCUUUCCCCCAGUCAUAUGGUAAUGCUCUGAUGGCUGGCAGAGGUCAAAGAUGGUGUCAUGUAGUUCACCUAAGGUUGGCAACACUAGUCAAGUAGAGAGAGACACUUUAAAGCCCCAGAGACCUCCCAGAAACCCCUCCCCCUUCUUGGCGCUUCCUUUCUAGGUGAUGUCACAGGAAAGGCUCUGGGGGUUAUCCUGUGUGUGUGUUUGUGUUUGUUUGUGUGUCUGUGUCUGAGGCAGGAAUUGCUCAACUAAGUUAAUGAUUCAUGAAAAAAAUUAAACCCAGUAUCCUUAAUGGGAAGGAUUCUUUCAGAUCAUUCACUGCACAAACCUCCCUUCUUUUCCUCUCACCAGCCCUGGACCAUAGCAGUAAUGUCUGUCCUUACAAGCAUCUUUGUCUUUUGUUGCCUUAUUGUUAUGAUUAUUGUGAAUAUUAUUACUGUUUAAUCUUUGCUGCGCUUACUCCGCAUACUGAUGUUGGACUACAUUCUUGUCAAAUAAACAAAAUGUUUUACAG